CCCUGUUUAACCCCAGGAUUCCCAUCGCGCGGUGCGGACGGAGUGCGGUGCUGGGCAUUCCCCGGGCGGCUCCGGAGUGCGAGGAGUUAAGGCGGUGCAUGCUGGCAGCGCAGUGACCCGCAGCCCGCCGGAAGGACUCGGAGCAGGGGGGUGCGCGCGCACUGGCCCCCAGGAGCCGACACACACAGACAGGCUGGUUCCAUUCCCCUCGCUCUCUCUCACUGAAAGUUCUAUCCUGGGGUUCUAGCACUCUCUGCGUGGAGUAGUGCGGGCAGGGAGCGGGCGCACGGCAGCGGCAGCCCCCAGGAUAAUGCAUGCGGAUUGCAGGCCGGCAUGGAGCUGUGCGCUGUGGCUGUGAGCCGACUGCUCACUCUGAUCCUCGUCUGCUCGCUCUGCCGGACUACCAGCGCACAGAACGGUGAUGGUUGUGGUUACACUGUAUUUGGGCCAGAAAGUGGUACUUUUACAUCCAAGAACUACCCCCAGACCUACCCAAAUAACACCGUGUGUGAAUGGAAGAUCCAGGUGAAACAAGGAGAACGAAUUCAGCUGAAGUUUGGAGACUUUAAUGUGGAGGACUCUGAUAACUGUCAUUCUAGCUAUCUGCGGAUAUACGAUGGCUUUGGUGCUACAAGAAGCGAGAUUGCUAAAUACUGUGGCUUGGAGCCGCAACUAAGAGACCUAGAGUCCAAAAGCCAUGAGGUCACCGUAACGUUUAUGAGUGGAACACACAUUUCUGGGCGUGGAUUCCUUGCUUCAUAUGCGACCAAAAAUAAAACAGAUUUCAUUACAUGUUUAGAGAAACCAAGCCCGCUUUCUAAACCCGAAUACAGCAGCUAUUGUCCAGCCGGCUGUCUUACACCGUUUCAGGAGAUCUCUGGGACCAUCCCUCUGGGCUAUAGAGAUUCUUCAUCGUUGUGUAUGGCUGGUGUUCAUGCUGGAGUGGUCUCCAACGCACUCGGUGGACAAAUUAACGUGGUGAUCAGCAAAGGCAUAGCAUACUAUGAAAGCUCUCUGGCAAACAAUGUUACAUCCAAAGUUGGGCCAUUGUCUACAAGCCUCUUUACAUUCAAAACGAGUGGUUGUUAUGGAACUUUAGGGAUGGAAUCUGGAGUUGUCCCAGACUCGCAGAUAACCUCAUCUUCUAUCUUGGAAUGGAUCGACCCUGAAGGACAGAAUAAUGUGUGGAAGUCUGAUAAAGCCAGACUGAAAAAAAUGGGACCUUCCUGGGCAGCAUCAUUUAGUGAUGAGCAUCAAUGGCUGCAGAUUGACCUGAAUAAACUGAAAAGGAUAACAGGUAUCAUAACAACAGGAUCCACUCUCUCCAAGUUUAACUACUAUGUUUCUUCCUACAAAAUUCAAUACAGUGAUGAUGGAUCCAAGUGGACAAUGUACAGAGAACCAAAUACUGAUAAAGACAAGAUAUUCCAGGGAAAUUCCAACUAUGACCAGGAAGUUCGAAAUAACUUUAUUCCCCCCAUAGUUGCUCGGCUUGUGAAGAUACACCCUGUGAAGUGGAACCAGAAAAUUGCUAUGAAGGUAGAGCUGCUUGGAUGCCAGUUUAAUCCCGUUUUGGCUCCAAAAACAAUCCCUCCUGCCUUGAAACCCCGUGCUAAUAAUCGCUCCCCACCUAUUGUGGACAAGACCACCUCUCCCUCUCCUCCGGAGAUCAAGAACACAACGAUGAGUCCAAAUAUUACAAGAGAUGUACCCUUGGCAGCGAUCGUGGUUCCUGCAUUAGUCAUGGUUCUCACCGGCAUCAUACUGGUGUUAGUUUGCGUCUGGCACUGGAGGAACAGAAAGAAGAAAGCGGAGGGAACGUAUGAUUUGCCUUCCUGGGAUCGUGCAGGGUGGUGGAAAGGAAUGAAGCAGUUUCUUCCAGCCAAAUCAGCUGAGCAUGAGGAGACCCCUGUGCGGUACAGCAGCAGUGAAGUUGGCCGUCUUCGACCCAGAGAGGUGGCUACCAUGUUGCAAGCAGACUCGGCAGAAUAUGCCCAGCCACUAGUAGGAGGAGCAGUUGGCACUCUUCAUCAGAGGUCGACCUUCAAGCCAGAGGAAAGCAAACAGCCCGGUUUCAAUGACCUGGACUCCUACAAUUCCCCUGACCAGGAGAUUUACCAUGCUUAUGCAGAGCCGCUGCCUACAAGUGGGCCAGAAUAUGCCACUCCUAUUGUAAUGGAUAUGUCUGGUCACCCAACCGGAACCAUGUGUUUGCCUUCAACAUCCACAUUCAAAGUUCCUGGGACGCAAGCUCCCCCGUUGGUGGGGAAUUAUAAUAAACUACUAUCUAGGACAGACAGUUCACCCUCCACACAGGUACUAUACGACACUCCUAAAGGGACUCAAAGUGCGUGUCCUGUAGAGGAAUUGGUGUACCAAGUCCCACAGAGUGUACCACAACCAACAGUGAACAAAGACGUUCCUCUUUAGGCAGUGUAUGCCUCAGAGAUUGGAGGAAUAGACACUUCUGGAUGCAAAUACCAGGUUCAACAAAAUGGCUUUAUUUUCUACGAGCACAUUGCUUUUAAAGUGUAGGCAUUUGUGUAAAAAAGAAAAUUGGCUUUUAAUCGCACUACUAAGAUGACUUGUGAAACAAAGUUUUUGAUAUUGGAGCACAAGCGCCACACAGUAACAUAAAAUGAACUAAUCGUUACAGAUCUGAAUAGUGUGUAAGGUUACAUAAACUGAGCAUGCUGUGUGUGCACUCAUAUUACAGGGAUACUAUAGAUGGAAAAGCAACUUUAGUUUAAGCAGUUUUUGUGUAUAGAUCGUGCCUCUUAAGUUUCACUGGUCAAUUCUCUGCCGUUUAGGAGUUUCUUUGUUUCUGUUUAUGCAGCCCUAGGAACACCUCCCCUGGCUGUCUGACACAGCCUGC
This is a messenger RNA of Pelobates fuscus (common spadefoot toad), 2875 nucleotides long. RefSeq names its product discoidin, CUB and LCCL domain containing 2 (gene DCBLD2). Gene Ontology annotation, molecular function: signaling receptor activity. The transcript is spliced from 15 exons. Gene Ontology annotation, cellular component: plasma membrane. The record is from RefSeq and is a predicted model, not a curated record. NCBI's taxonomy places the organism in Eukaryota, Metazoa, Chordata, Amphibia, Anura, Pelobatidae. The coding region runs from base 334 to 2430 and encodes 698 amino acids. Gene Ontology annotation, biological process: wound healing.